AUGCUAGGAACAUUUCCUACCAUUUCUCUGCAGUACUUACAGUAGAAGCCCCGUGCGUCCCACGUCAAUCUUUAGAUGUGGUCUCUUUCUCGAUUAGUAAUUUGCAGGAAAUAUAGGUACUAAAAAUUACUUAGAGUAAUGGCUGCCUGGCUAUUAGUGUAUUGAAAGCGUAGCUGGAUCUUUCAAAAAAGAUGAUUGUAAAAAAAAGCAACAUUAAUGGGAAAGACACAAGUACUAAGAUAACGCAAUCUGGUGGAAAAUUCAGAGGUGAUGAGAAAAUUGUUUUACCUAUAAAAACAGAUUUAUCAAAAAUAAAUUCAUAAUGCCACCCGUUAAAACCAGGUUUUGUAAAGGAAAAUAAUGCGGACGUUGGAGCUCAUCAGAGCUGCAAACUGAUGUGAAAACAUAACCAUGUGGUGUUUGUGUCAACUUUCCUUAUCCACGGACAUUCGCGUCUUUUCUAUAAUAACAGGACCUUCACAAUACAGUGCUGAACCCUGUUAAUCCGGUCGCAAACGGGCCAAUUUAUUGUGGCUGUAUUAUCGCGGUGGCUGUGUUAAAGGGAUUCUUUAAUAGGAAAAUGACUCAGUUAGCUUUUGUUCGGACCAAAAUAAAGUGGCCGUAAUGAAGAGGUGGCGGUAUAAAUGGGGUGGGGUUUCAUAUACGUUUGUUCCUUACAGUAUGUUAUAUCCACAACAGGUGCUAAUGGGUUGUCUGAAGCUUUCGUCUCGUUGAUAGCCAUUGCUGUGGUUCUUUUUGUUGUUGUCAUUGUCCUGCUUGUUUUGAAGCACAAGAGAAAGACAAAUACAUACAACAUCAAUAAAAAGCGAAUAAAAGCCAAACAAGAAAUCACCCAGCUUGAAAUUGAGAAUGACGGAGAUACAAUGAAACGGUUGAGAAAAAACCGACCCAUUGCAAGUGAUAAUGCUGAAGAUGGCUCGCGCUAUGUCACGAAUGAAAAUCAAGUCAUCGAUAACGAGACUUACUUACAAAAUAUGGCAUUUGAAAGAAACUGGGAAAUAUCUCGAGACAGGCUGACAAUAUCAAUUGAGAAACUUGGUGGAGGAGAGUUUGGAAUUGUGAAUAAAGGAGUAUAUCUAAGGACUGAUGGGAAUGAACUCCUGGGCUGCGAAAAAGAUGGAUGAUCACUCUUGGUGCCGAUGAAGAGCACAAGUUAUCCGGAUCCGAGAGCUUUAUUCAUUAGCAACAAAUACAAUCUCAAUUCUAGCUUUUGAUUGGAUUAAGAGUUCAGAAGUUAGAAACCAGCAGCAAAGAUAUGUUAACUGAGUUAACUGAUAGACGCAUGUGUUUUCUGACAUAAGGAAUUACUUUUGCUUUUCAAUAUCGGUGUUAUCUUCUUUAAAUCAAAGUUCUCUUCUAACUGUUUUUAAGGCGACCAAUAGUUGAUGGAAAAGAGCUUGUGACUGUAAUAGCUGUAGUGAUAGUCGUUACCCAUUUUUAUUACAGGACUAACUACGUUUAGAAGGCCAAACUAAAUUCAUCCAAUAAUCCGAUUGCCCAAUUACUUUUCUGAUAUACAUUAAUGCUCCCAGCCCAUGAAAUCAAAGUAGACAACAACAACUUUUGAUGGGAGAAAAGGGGUAGGGGAUGAAGUGCUCGAGUUGCCCAUACGAAUCUUAUAGGAUGACACGGGUCAGGUGGUUGGCACCGAGAGAGCCUAAACAAUAAGAACAUUAUUAGGCGACAACAACCAGGCUGCAGAGAGGUCCUAAUCCUCUCCCUGGGGUACUAAUCCCCAGCCCCCCGCCCCCCUGGAAAGAGGGGUAAUAGUCCUUUCCCUCCUUUCCAGGAGUCCCUGUAGUCCCUAGGCUACUGAGAAGUCCUAAUCCCCUCUCUGCGGUCUUAAUUCCCAGGCCCCCGCUGGGAAGAAUCAGCACAACAAACAACAGAGGUUUGGUUCCUUGGUAACAAGGCUAUGUGGGGGGGCCCUUUCUGCCACGAUGGCUUGCCAUGUGAGUCUAUGUCGCAAAGGGGCGAGCUAUAUGGAGCACUUCAUCCCCUCCCAUAGUUUAUUUAUUCUAAGAAAUCAAACAAUCAGAAAGUUCUAAGCCUGUUAAGCUAACAAAUCAGUGGUCAUUAUCUGUUGUGACCAGAAGCAAAGAACAAAAUACGUGAAGGCUGAUACCAGCUUCAAGUCAGUGUUAUAACAUUUGUAAAUAAAGCUCAAUGAGCAAGCAUGGUCCAUGUGUCCAAAACAGCACUUGGCAUGACACUAACAGUAACAAUUAUAACAAUGUCUCAAUGAGCAAGUAUGUAUGCUGCUCAAGUCCAACAACACUAAGCUAGAUAACUACAACUGCUGCAUAGCAGUAUGAUUAUGUGUGGCAAAACAGUUGAUAAAACUAUACUUAGUCGUUAACGCUAUGCUCAAAGAGAACCAAAUGGGUUUGGGUGGGCGGGAAUUUUUCACAACACUCUGAGAGGUCAGAAAACUUGAAUUUGAACUACAGAUGUGAAGAUAAGACCACAUGGUCUUGAUUUACAUAAUGGAAAAGCAUAAAUAUGAUUGGCCCGGGAAUAACACGCCAUAAUGACGCGAAAGGUGAAUUUGACCUUUCGACACAAUGAGAAGGUGUUUGUCUUACCGUGAUAUUGCGUGACAGAAAGGUAUAUUAAGAAUAUAUGGGUCAUAUAACUUC
Messenger RNA from Orbicella faveolata, 2660 nucleotides. RefSeq names its product roundabout homolog 2-like. The record is from RefSeq and is a predicted model, not a curated record. NCBI's taxonomy places the organism in Eukaryota, Metazoa, Cnidaria, Anthozoa, Scleractinia, Merulinidae.